This is a messenger RNA of Podospora pseudopauciseta, 1113 nucleotides long. RefSeq lists its product as uncharacterized. NCBI's taxonomy places the organism in Eukaryota, Fungi, Ascomycota, Sordariomycetes, Sordariales, Podosporaceae. The record is from RefSeq and is a predicted model, not a curated record.
AUGCGACAAAUCAUUGAUCAUUUGCACGGCAAUCUGACUGCUCAAGCCCGUGUUCCGUCGAAUAAGUCGCAGAAACAGCCACCGGACGCAUUGAGUGACGCCUACCUAUCUUUUCGGCCCUUUCACCUUGUUAUCACCGGUCACCACCGAUAUCUAUACAUAUCAUAUCGCGACAAUCCCCCUGCUGGUGUCUACCACAAGACUCGAACAAUCCCAGACGGGCAGCUCAACUCCACAGCUCCGUUUUUACCCCGCGCAACAAGGCAGGGAUUUUGGCUUUUGGCGAAACGUUGCCCUGCUGUACCCCGCGUUUUGCCCACCCUCUCUGCCUCUCUGGACAGCACUUAUACCCCGCGACCUGACGACGCACAAACAAACACGCCUUGUCAGCCAGCCUCCCCCAAACUCCUUGAGCAAUCAUCUCAACCUUUUCGCCCUUUUUUUUGUGUCUCGGGCAGCCGCCCCUCAGCACCCAGUCUGCUGGCCAAGCAUUUUGAUGACUUGUGUCACUGCAAAUCAGACGGCAGCCCAACAACAAGGCACUUGUGUAGGAUCGCCCUUACCGAGCCUCCCGUUUGCCUUAUUAGGCAGGCCACCCCGCCUCUCCCACCACCACAAAGACGCCGACCCCUUCACCAGAGCCUCACAAAGCAUAUAAAGCAACAAAGAGAGACCGAACCCCUCCUUUGUGUGCCACGUGGUUUUAUAUUUUGUCCUGUCUUUUCUACAGUUCCUCCCCACUUCAACACCACACGCGCAAUGUCGUCUCCACAGGGCUCACCAAACGACAUGAACGCCCAGUCAUACAUGCUCGUCCCCAACCUCCACGUACCAGACGCAAACACCAGCGAGAUGGACCUGAACAGCCACUCAUGGAUGAUGGCCACCGUCAUCGAAGAUGAUGACUUGAUGUUUGGCGGCAAGCCUCUCAGUGCUUGGUAUGAGGAGGACCGCCGCAGAUUCAGCUCUGGCCAAGACGAGGAGGAAGAACCAAGGGGCCGACAGAGGGAGCGCACCGAGAGCUCAACCCACCACUCGCAUCAGCACCAUCCCCAACAACCACAACAACAUCGCCACCACGGAAAGAACACCAAAGACCCAAAGCAACAAUAA